AUGGCGGUCGCUCUUGUGUGUCCGCAGAUCCAGUUGGCGUUCCUGGUGUUCAAGCUAGACAAGCCCAACGACUGCAACCAGAACUUCGUGCAGGUGUUCAAGGACAACACGGACAUGCCGUCGCGGCUGAACGAGUUCUGCGGCGCCAAGGCGGAGACCGUGCUGUCCGAAAACAACGUGAUGCACGUGCGCUACUGGGCAACAUCGCAGGCCAUCAACGCCACCUUCGACUCGCUCUUCACCGCCUACCGAGAAGGCAACAAGAAGCCCUGCCUGGAUGACGAGUUCGACUGCCAGGACGACACGUGCAUCUCGCGGACGCUGCGCUGCAACAACCGCAUCAACUGCCGCUUCCUCUGGGACGAGGAGAAGGAGGAGUGCAAGGUGAGUACCGCGCUGGCAGCACCAGCGACGAGCACCGGCAGCCAGUUGCUCGUAGGCGGCUCGCAAGUGCCUCGCCGAUUGUUUUCAUCAGGACGGAGCACCUUACCUGAGAUGGAGAGUCACUUGGAAACACUGAAUUAG
Molecule: messenger RNA, 525 nt
Organism: Schistocerca cancellata (South American locust)
Lineage: Eukaryota; Metazoa; Arthropoda; Insecta; Orthoptera; Acrididae
Gene: Neto
Exons: 3
Coding region: 1-525 (174 amino acids)
Molecular function (GO): protein binding
Source: RefSeq, a predicted model, not a curated record